Molecule: messenger RNA, 2580 nt
Organism: Histoplasma capsulatum G186AR
Lineage: Eukaryota; Fungi; Ascomycota; Eurotiomycetes; Onygenales; Ajellomycetaceae
Exons: 7
Coding region: 1-2580 (859 amino acids)
Biological process (GO): glucan catabolic process
Molecular function (GO): beta-glucosidase activity
Source: RefSeq, a predicted model, not a curated record
AUGCGGGGUGGCGUACUUGAUCUUUUGCCGAUUGCCUUUGCUAGCCUGGCCGUUGCAGCAGAACACCUCACGCAGUCACCUCCAUAUUAUCCAUCUCCGUGGGCAUCUGGACAGGGAGGCUGGGAAGAUGCCGUCGAAAGAGCACGGGAUUUUGUUUCUCAAUUGACCCUGGUCGAGAAGGUCAAUUUAACAACGGGCGUCGGAUGGAUGCAAGAAAAAUGCGUGGGCCAAGUCGGGUCAAUUCCUCGCAUGGGCUUGCAUUCGCUUUGCAUGCAAGAUGGCCCUCUUGGAAUUCGAUUUGCCGAUUAUGUUUCUGCUUUCCCCGCCGGGGUUAAUGUCGGCGCAACAUUUAGUAAAGAGCUUGCUUACCUUCGCGGCAAAGCAAUGGGCGAGGAGCACCGAGAUAAAGGUGUCGACGUUGUAUUGGGUCCUGUGGUUGGACCGUUGGGCAGGUCGCCAGAUGGAGGGCGGAAUUGGGAAGGUUUCAGCCCUGAUCCUGUCAAUUCCGGGCUCCUUGUUGCGGAGACCAUCAAGGGAAUUCAAAGUGCCGGCGUCAUUGCUUGUGUCAAGCAUUUCAUAGGCAACGAGCAAGAGCGAUUCCGCCAGGGCCCUGAGGCUCAAGGGUAUGGUUUCGAUAUCUCAGAGAGUUCAAGUUCCAAUAUUGACGAUGUAACCAUGCAUGAGCUCUAUCUCUGCUAUACACAGAACAAACUACUCAAGGCUGAACUUGGAUUCCAGGGGUUUAUUAUGAGCGACUGGCAGGCUCACCAUAGCGGAGUUGGCUCUGCGCUGGCUGGCCUAGAUAUGUCAAUGCCGGGCGAUACUGUGUUUGGGACAGGCCGAUCUUACUGGGGACCCAACUUGACAAUUGCAGUCGCUAAUGGAACUAUCCCGGAAUGGCGAGUGGAUGAUAUGGCUGUUCGAAUUAUGGCGGCUUAUUUCAAAGUUGGCCGGGAAGCGGCUAAAGUACCCGUCAAUUUCAAUUCCUGGACUCGAGAUGAAUACGGCUAUACGCAUGCUCUCGUUAAAGAAGGUUACGGUAAAGUCAAUGAGAGAAUUAAUGUUCGAGCCAAGCAUGCCAGUAUCAUCCGACAAGUUGGGGCAGCUAGCGUCGUGCUUCUUAAACAUACCGUGAGCCUCCCUCUGACCGGUUUGGAGAAAAAUGUUGCGGUCAUUGGGGAAGAUGCUGGGCCAAACCUUUGGGGCCCGAACGGCUGCCCUGAUCGACGUUGUGAUAACGGCACAUUGGCGAUGGGGUGGGGUAGCGGUACCGCCGAUUUCCCAUAUCUGGUGACACCAGCUGAAGCAAUCCAGAACGAGAUCUUAUCUCAGGGAGAAGGUUCUGUGUUCCCGAUUUUUGAUAACUGGGCAUCGGAUCAGAUCAAGUCAGCGGCAUCUCAAGCUACAGUUUCGCUAGUUUUUGUUAAUGCCGAUUCUGGAGAAGGAUUCAUUUCCAUUGAUGGGAAUGAAGGAGAUCGUAAGAAUCUAACCCUUUGGAAAGGAGGUGAUGAAUUGAUCCAAACCGUGGCAUCAUAUUGCAACAAUACCGUUGUCGUGAUACAUAGUACUGGACCCGUCUUGGUUGGCGAGUGGAAUGAACACCCAAACAUUACUGCAAUCUUGUGGGCUGGUUUGCCUGGCCAAGAGAGCGGUAACUCGAUUGCUGAUGUUCUAUAUGGAAAAGUCAACCCAGGUGGCAGAACCCCCUUCACGUGGGGUAGAACCGCUGAGGAUUACGGCGCAUCCAUUUUGAAGGAGCCAAAUGAAGGAAACGGCGCACCUCAAGUAGAUUUCACCGAAGGCAUUUUUACAGAUUACAGAGCAUUUGACAAGGCGGACAUAAAACCCAUCUACGAAUUUGGUUUUGGGCUUAGCUACACUUCAUUUUCAUAUUCCGACUUGAAUGUUGAAGUCGUACGCUCUGAACCCUACAUGCCCACCCGGGGCAAAACGGAGCCAGCUCCGAUACUUGGUGAAUCUGAUCGCAACCUGAGCUCAUAUCUCUUCCCUGAGGGAAUGGACCGUGUUACAUAUUAUAUAUAUCCUUGGCUCAACGUCACUGAUCCCGCAAAAGCCUCCAUGGACUCUCAUUACGGACUACAGAAAGAAGAUUAUAUCCCUCCUGGCGCAACCGAUGGCUCUCCACAAGAACUUCUUCCUGCUGGUGGGGGACCCGGUGGAAAUCCUGGUCUUUAUGAAGUAUUAUAUCGUGUGACGGCGACUAUUACUAACACAGGUAGUGUUACUGGAGAUGAAGUGCCACAAUUGUACGUAUCCUUGGGUGGCCCCAACGAUGCCAAAGUCGUUCUCCGAAAUUUCGACCGCUUCACUCUUGCAGCCGGCGAAGCGAAGAUCUGGACGUCAAUACUGACCCGACGUGACUUGUCAAACUGGGACCCUGUGACACAGAAUUGGGUGAUUAGCGACUACCCGAAAACCGUGUAUGUGGGAAGCUCAUCGCGGAAGCUACUACUUUCCGCACCUCUGAGACAUCUCAAGGGUAGACCUGGGUUCGAGCUUCCGAUUCCGAUUCCCCCUGACUUACAGUACGAUACCAAAUUCUUGUUUAGCACUGUCUAA